ACACGUCCACCUCUAGACACUUCCAUUCCUCCUUUCUACAAAAAUGAAGUUUUUCAUGCUCACAACUCUGUCCCUCUUUCUCUUUUCUUCUCUUUUGGCAAUACCCCAAACAUCUUCAUGGCCCUUCACUCUCCUCUUCUCACUCUUAUCUCUCUCCCCCUUCCUUCUAAACCUCUGGCUUGUUCCCGGUGGCUUCGCAUGGAGGAAACACCAUAUACACUCCCCGAACCUCCGCGGUCCGUCCGGAUGGCCUAUACUUGGCACUCUGCCUCAAAUGGGCUCACUAGCCCACGGUAAGUUAGCUUCCAUGGCUGCUUCUCUGGGUACUACUAGGCUCAUGGCAUUCAGUCUGGGCUUCACACGAGUGGUGAUCAGUAGUCACCCCGAUACUGCUAGGGAAAUUCUUAGCGGAUCGUCGUUUUCCGAUCGUCCGAUCAAGGAGUCCGCACGUGCUCUGAUGUUCGAGCGCGCCAUUGGGUUCGCUCCCGCUGAGAAAUACUGGCGUCACCUGAGAAGGAUCGCUGCCAACCACAUGUUCUCCCCCAGGAGGAUUUCCUCCCUGGAGGAGCUUCGGCAGCGGGUGGCUAAUGAAAUGCUGAAAGGAGUAUGGAAGACGGCGGAGGAGAAAGGGGUGGUAGAGUUGAGAGGGAUAUUACAAAAGGGUUCUUUAGAGAACAUUUUAGAAAGUGUGUUUGGAAGUACCGUAAUUUCACUACGGGAGGAGUUAGGAGUAAUGGUGAGAGAAGGGUAUGAACUGAUUUCAGAGUUUAACUGGGAGGAUUAUUUUCCGGUGAGGUUUUUGGACUUUUAUGGGGUGAAGAGAAGGUGCCAUGAGUUGGCGGGAAAAGUUAGGGGUGUUGUGGGUAGGACUGUGGAGGAAAGAAAAAGGGCGGCGGCGGCCGGAAAUGGUGAUGGAUUGGGUAGUGGAAAUGACUUCCUUAGUGCUUUGCUAUCAUUGCCGGAAGAGGAUCGAUUGAGUGAUUCAGAUAUGGUUGCCGUUUUGUGGGAAAUGAUAUUUCGUGGUACGGACACAGUGGCAAUUCUUCUCGAAUGGAUCAUGGCAAGGAUGGUUCUCCACCAAGACAUACAGACGAGGGUCUAUCAAGAGAUAGAUGCCGCCGUCGGUAGCCGCCGCUGUGUGCAUGACUCCGACCUCCCAAAUCUCCAUUACCUCCAGGCAGUUGUGAAGGAAGUUCUCAGGUUGCAUCCUCCUGGCCCCCUCCUCUCAUGGGCCCGCCUCGCCGUCCAUGAUGUCCACGUGGGAAAGUUCUUCGUGCCAGCUGGCACCACAGCAAUGGUCAACAUGUGGGCCAUUACUCAUGACCCGUCUAUUUGGAAAGACCCGUUGGAGUUUCGACCCGAGAGGUUUAUAGAAGAGGAGGUGUCUAUCAUGGGCUCGGACUUGAGGCUUGCGCCUUUUGGGUCGGGCCGCAGGGUGUGCCCUGGCAAGGCACUGGGCUUGGCCACCGUGCAACUCUGGCUUGCGCGGUUGCUCCACCACUUCAGGUGGCUUCCGGCUGCGACAGUUGAUCUUUCAGAGACUUUGAGGCUUUCACUUGAAAUGAAGAAGCCAUUGGCGUGUCGGGUCCUUCGUCGAGAUAGCCCAAUUAUCCCAUGAACCAAAAAAUCGUUAUGUAAAAAGUCCCCAAACAAAAAGUAUGUAUUAGGGUUGCUCUGUUUUUUUUUUUUUUUUGGUUUGGACCACUUAGUAUUUAGAAGCCUACUGGGCCACCGACUAAACUAGAUUCGAGCCAAACAUGACCCAACGGGCUGCAAAACUCUCCCUUAUGAGUUUUAAUGGAACUACAUUCGCAAGGUUUGAAACUAAAUCCUUUAGUUAAGUUGAAAGAAUCCCUUGUCAACUCAUCCAUUCACUCAUGGGUAUGUAUUAGAGGUUUAUUCAUUAGAACAACCCCUAAUACAUACCCAUGGGCGGGUGGAUGAGCUGAUAAGGGACUCUUCCAGUUUAACUAGAUGUUUUGGUUCCUUCACAUUAGGGGUUGUGCUAAUGAGAAAAGAUGUAAAUAUUAACUAAUUAAGUGGUGUGAAGUGGCCACUAAGCCGGCCUUGAAUAAUCGUCUAAUCUUAUU
Messenger RNA from Rubroshorea leprosula, 2090 nucleotides. The record is from the annotation of a GenBank genome assembly. Lineage: Eukaryota; Viridiplantae; Streptophyta; Magnoliopsida; Malvales; Dipterocarpaceae.